GCAUGGUUGCCUGGUUUCGCUAUUUAAGGACCAAAUCUUUGGGAUUUGCAUUAUUUAUUUUUUGGGUUUCAGUUUGCAUGGCCAGAAACAAAAGCUUUGUCCACCCACCGAAAGUCUAUAUCCUGAUAAUCAUCGUCGUCGCUGCAUAUAUUCAUAUAUAUUCUGAAUUGGAGAUUUUUCUCCAAAUUUCGUGACCACAGCCUAAAAUAUCGGUUGGCCAACUUGCUCGCUCGUCUCCAUAUGGCCAGGCUAGCUUUGCGCUUUCAAUGUGUGAGCUUUACAAUAGCAGGGUCAGUGUCACAUUUUGUUGAUGCACCGUGAACGAGGAUUCUUCUCAAGAGAUCCGCAUUGUGCAGGAUAAUCCGGAAAACCAAACAAAUGAUAUGAUUAGCGCGUACCAUUGCUGGAAAAAUAGUGGGUGUUAGUCCUCUUGCUUCAAGUGGUUAAGCAUGGAAGAUAUGCGGAAGUAUAUGAACUAGAAGAGCAAAUCACCAUCUGAAUGUAUAUGCGCGAUCUCUUGGUUUGGUCCAGGUCACUUUGUGAAGGUGAAGAAUUCGAGUGGUUAAAGCAUGCUCAAUAUAUUGAGUCCUAACAAUUUGUUGGACAAAACAUAGUUAUGCGAGGGAACAAGUAUGACUCCAGUCCCGUGACACCCAGAACUAGAUUGGAAAGGCUUCUGAGGGAAAGAGAGCUAAGAAAAUCUAGCCGUUUUUCCCAUCCUAGUGCAGAGGCAACAGAUGUUAACAAAGAGGCAGAGCUCCCUGCCAAUGACCCAUGUUCAGCUGAGGGUGAUCAUUCAGGUCUACCUAAUGAGGAAGAGCUCUUGGAAGGGGUUGCAGCUGCAAGAGCUUUUGCCGAUGGAUGUCAAAAGCAAGAUGUUCGGCCUACUAAACAACGUUUAUUGGUGGUUGCCAAUAGGUUACCGGUCUCUGCUACCAGAAGGGGCGAGGGCUUGUGGCAACUUGAGAUGAGUGUUGGGGGGUUAGUCAGUGCCCUUUUGGGACUGAAGGAGUUUGAUGCCAGAUGGAUUGGUUGGGCUGGUGUAAAUGUACCCGAUGAUGUUGGACGAAGAACACUUACUAAUGCCUUGGCUCAAAAGAGGUGCAUCCCAGUAUUUCUUGAUGAGGCGAUGGUUCAUCAAUAUUACAAUGGUUAUUGUAACAACAUCUUAUGGCCUCUUUUUCAUUAUCUUGGGCUUCCACAGGAAGACCGCCUUGCGACCACCCGUAGUUUCCAAUCUCAAUUUGAUGCAUAUAAGAAGGCAAACCAAAUGUUUGCUGAAGUGGUGAACCAACAUUAUGAGGAGGGAGAUGUUGUUUGGUGCCAUGAUUAUCACCUAAUGUUUCUUCCAAAAUGUCUAAAAGAAUAUAACAACAACAUGAAAGUUGGUUGGUUUCUUCAUACUCCCUUUCCCUCCUCUGAAAUACAUAGGACACUGCCUUCUCGAUCAGAGCUGUUGAGAUCUGUUCUUGUUGCAGAUUUAGUUGGUUUCCACACGUAUGAUUAUGCAAGGCAUUUUGUAAGUGCCUGCACUCGCAUUCUUGGGCUUGAGGGUACACCUGAAGGAGUAGAGGAUCAAGGAAAGCUUACACGUGUAGCUGCGUUUCCUAUUGGGAUAGAUUCUGAACGAUUUAUUCGAGCUCUUGAACUGCCUCAAGUUAAGGAUCACAUGAAAGAACUGAAACAAAGAUUUGCUGGCCGAAAGGUAAUGUUGGGGGUUGAUCGUCUCGAUAUGAUUAAAGGAAUUCCCCAAAAGAUUUUGGCUUUUGAAAAGUUUCUUGAAGAAAAUCCACACUGGCGUGAUCGGGUAGUUUUGUUGCAGAUCGCAGUGCCAACAAGGACAGAUGUUCCAGAGUAUCAAAAGCUUACAAGCCAGGUUCAUGAGAUUGUUGGACGCAUUAAUGGAAGAUUUGGAACUCUGACUGCAGUUCCAAUACAUCAUCUGGAUCGAUCUCUUGACUUUCAUGCAUUAUGCGCACUCUAUGCUGUUACUGAUGUAGCACUUGUAACAUCUUUAAGGGAUGGAAUGAACCUUGUCAGCUACGAGUUUGUUGCGUGCCAAGCAUCCAAGAAAGGAGUUCUCAUUCUGAGUGAGUUUGCAGGUGCAGCACAGUCUCUUGGAGCUGGGGCUAUUUUGGUAAACCCAUGGAACAUCACUGAAGUUGCAUCUUCCAUUAGCUAUGCUUUAGAUAUGCCAGCAGACGAAAGAGAAAAAAGGCAUCAGCAUAACUUUAAGCAUGUGACAACUCACACAUCUCAAGAAUGGGCUGCAACCUUUGUAAGUAAUUUAGAUCAACUUUUGCUACAACUGAGGUCUUACAGGAUUAGUUACCAAAAAAAAAAAAAAAAAGAAUUUUUCCCCUUUUGUGGUCCUCUGUUGAUGAGAAGUGAACUCAAUGAUACCAUUGUUGAAGCUCAACUUAGGACAAGACAGGUUCCACCAUUACUUCCAAUGAAAGAUGCAGUAGAUUGUUACUCGAAAUCCAAUAAUAGAUUGCUAAUACUAGGAUUCAAUUCUACCUUAACUGAAUCAGUGGAUGCUCUUGGGAGAAAUGGUCAAUUAAAAGAAAUCGAGCUUAAACUGCACCCAUAUAUAAAAGAGCCUUUAAAGAAGCUUUGUGAUGACCCAAAGACAACAAUUGUUGUCCUUAGCGGAAGUGACAGAACUAUCUUGGAUGAUAACUUCAAUGAAUACAACAUGUGGUUGGCAGCAGAAAAUGGUAUAUUUUUGCGUCCUACAAUGGGAGAAUGGAUGACAACAAUGCCUGAAAAUUUAUACAUGGAUUGGGUUGAGAGUGUAAAGCAUGUUUUUGAGUAUUUUACUGAAAGAACACCUCGAUCUCAUUUUGAGCUUCGAGAAACUUCCCUUGUAUGGAACUACAAGUACUCAGAUGUUGAGUUCGGAAGGAUUCAAGCAAGGGAUAUGUUGCAGCAUCUUUGGACAGGUCCCAUCUCUAAUGCAUCAGUUGAUGUUGUCCAAGGCAGCCGGUCUGUUGAGGUCCGAGCAGUUGGUGUUACGAAGGGUGCAGCUAUUGAUCGUAUCUUAGGAGAAAUAGUUCGAUAUAAAGGCAUGAAGUCACCCAUUGAUUAUGUCCUGUGUGUUGGGGACUUUCUAACAAAGGAUGAAGAUGUUUAUACAUUUUUUGAGCCUGAGCUUCCUUCUGAAUCGCCACCCGCAGCAAGAGGCAUGCUAGCCAGCCUUGUCAGGGCAUCUGUGCCAAAGAUUCCAGCCAGUAAAAGUGUAUCCAAGUCAUCUCGCCUCAAGAAACAGCGUUCAAUGUCUACUUUAGAAAAGAGAGCAAUCAGUCACGGAAAUGAGAUUGUUUUGCAGCCUAUAAAGCAAGAUAGAAAGUCAAUGCGUGAGGGUUCUUCAGUACUUGAUCUCAAAGGUGACAAUUACUUCUCUUGCGCUGUUGGGCGAAAGAGAUCAAAUGCUCGUUAUCUCCUUGGAUCAGCCGAUGAUGUUGUGACUCUCCUAAAGGAACUGGUGCAGUGUCCACCAUCUAGCUGAUCACAUUGUGCCGACUGCAAUUAUUGCUGUGAAUCUGAAGGUUGAGAUGCUUGGGCAUGGUUAUGUUGUGGUGGUUGCCUGAUUUCCUCAUACAUGUGCAUAUAUCAAUCUCUUCGUCUACGGUGUCUAAGCUGCUAUAUAUUUUUUCUUGGUCCACAUAAGUUCAAGUUUUACUAAGUAUAGGAGCAUCAAGAUGAGCUUGAACAAAUUACAUUGAUACAAGAAAUAUUCAGACGAUUUUUUUCAUACAACACAAGAAACAAGAAAAGAAGAGAGGUUACAGGCUUGGUCACCACUUUCCAUGCAUAGAGAACAUUCUGUGCCUAAACAUCGAACCCCCCCCCCCCCCCCCCCCCCUUUUUUUUUUUGGUCUUGGAGAU
Juglans microcarpa x Juglans regia is the source of this 3891-nucleotide messenger RNA. Its product is annotated as alpha,alpha-trehalose-phosphate synthase [UDP-forming] 1-like. Bases 617 to 3511 code for a protein of 964 amino acids. The record is from RefSeq and is a predicted model, not a curated record. Lineage: Eukaryota; Viridiplantae; Streptophyta; Magnoliopsida; Fagales; Juglandaceae. The transcript is spliced from 21 exons. Gene Ontology annotation, cellular component: cytosol. Gene Ontology annotation, molecular function: alpha,alpha-trehalose-phosphate synthase (UDP-forming) activity. Gene Ontology annotation, biological process: trehalose biosynthetic process.